AUGCUCAACUAUGCGGCUGCUAAAGGGAUUUUCAGCUUUCACCCUAAGUGUAAGAAAAUUGGCCUUACUCACUUAACCUUUGCUGAUGACCUUCUUAUUUUCUGCAAAGGAAACCUUGAUUCAGUCAUGGGUGUCAUUACUGUCCUCAACUCUUUUUAUGAGCUUUCUGGUCUUAAACUUAAUGCCUUAAAGAGUGAAAUCUUCACUGUUGGAAUUUCUGCUCAUGAAAUUGAUAACAUUAUUUCCUGUUCAGGAUUCAAGCUUGGUGUCCUGCCUGUUAGAUAUUUGGGAAUUCCCCUGGUUACCAGGAAGCUUUCUUACAAAGACUGUCAGCCUCUCAUUGAAAAGAUUAAUUCCAGACUUCACCAAUGGCAACUGAUUUUACCUCAAUUGAUCAUAAAAAAGAUUGAACAAAUUUGCUCCAGGUUUUUUUGGAAAGGUUCUGACAUCCCUGCCUCUGGAGCUAGAGUGAGUUGGGAUCGUAUAUGUUCUCCAAAGUCUGAAGGUGGAUUGGGGAUUAAGGACAUUAAGUCCUGGAACAAAGUCUGCACGAUCAUUCUUAUAAAAAACCUUCUGGCUGGGGAGGGUUCUCUCUGGGUUGCAUGGACUCAAAAUUACAUUAUAAAGCAGCAAAACUUCUGGACCAUGGACAUUCCUUCUAACUCUAGCUGGACAUUUAAGAGAAUCAUAAAGCUUCGAUCCGUUGCUCAUCCUAUUAUGUUUGCAGGAUUUAAGUGUACUAAAAGCUUAUGGGAAGAUGUUCGAUUGAAUAACAACAAAGUUUCCUGGAAGAAACUGAUAUGGUACCCAAUGCACAUCCCUAAGCACAGCAUCAUCACUUGGAUGAUAAUUCUGGACCGUUUGCCCACUAAAGACAGACUGCAGCAGUUUGGAAUCACUGUUAAUUCUCAGUGCAUCUUGUGUUCUGAAACUAAUGAAACCAGAAAUCAUCUUUUUGCUGAUUGUAAGAUGGCCAGCUCCAUCUGA
Hibiscus syriacus is the source of this 987-nucleotide messenger RNA. RefSeq lists its product as uncharacterized. The coding region runs from base 1 to 987 and encodes 328 amino acids. The record is from RefSeq and is a predicted model, not a curated record. Lineage: Eukaryota; Viridiplantae; Streptophyta; Magnoliopsida; Malvales; Malvaceae. The transcript has 2 exons.